CUGUUGGGGGGGCGGAGAAACAGUAGUUGAUCUAUCAGCGGUCAGGGGACUGCAACAGGUUCGACGCAGAGGACCAACCUGCAAUUCCGACUCUCAGUGGUGGUUUGGGUUCUCCCCGCCCCUACUCCGGCACCUCCCUAGCGCCGCUCUCCGGCGCAAAGCCCGCCCACUGUAUGCGCUGAGCCACCACUUCCGCCCUCACCUCCCUCCAAGCAAGAUGGCUGAGGAACCGGAGUCUUCGCUGCAGCUUCCUCCCUCAAUUGCUGCUGAAAGUGAAGGACCCACGGAGGUCUCCCCAGAAACAGCCACUCCGGAGCCCCCUUCUUCCGCUGCAGUCUCUCCGGGAACAGAAGAACCUGCCGGUGACACCAAGAAGAAAAUUGACAUCCUGCUAAAGGCUGUGGGAGACACUCCUAUAAUGAAAACAAAGAAAUGGGCUGUAGAGCGAACCCGAACCAUCCAAGGACUCAUUGACUUCAUCAAAAAGUUCCUUAAACUGGUGGCUUCAGAACAAUUGCCCAGCAGCGAGACGCGCGCCGCCAGUCCGCAAGGGAUGGAGCGGACCGAGGUGCUAAAGCCACGCACCCUGGCCGAUCUGAUCCGCAUCCUGCACCAGCUCUUCGCCGGCGAGGAGGUCAAUGUGGAGGAGGUGCAGGCCGUCUUGGAAGCCUACGAGAGCAGCCCCGCCGAGUGGGCAGUGUACGCCAAGUUCGACCAGUACAGAUAUACCCGAAAUCUUGUGGAUCAAGGAAAUGGAAAAUUUAAUCUCAUGAUUCUAUGUUGGGGCGAAGGACAUGGCAGCAGUAUCCACGAUCACACUGACUCCCACUGCUUUCUGAAGAUGCUGCAGGGAAAUCUAAAGGAGACAUUAUUUGCCUGGCCUGACAAAAAAUCCAAUGAGAUGAUCAAGAAGUCUGAAAGAAUCUUGAGGGAAAACCAGUGUGCCUACAUCAACGAUUCCAUUGGCUUACAUCGAGUAGAGAAUAUUAGCCAUACAGAACCUGCCGUGAGCCUUCACUUGUACAGUCCGCCUUUUGAUACGUGCCAUGCCUUUGAUCAAAGAACAGGACAUAAAAACAAAGUCACCAUGACAUUCCAUAGCAAAUUUGGAAUCAGGACUCCAUUUACAACUUCAGGAUCACUGGAGAACAACUAAGGAGCCCCAGACCCUCUGAGGUUUUACUUUAAGGUCCGGUGAAAGUUUUGCCUUGGACAGGAAGCCCUCCUUCCAUUUGCUGUCCAGUAAUAUACUUUACAAGGCCAAUACUUAGAUCUACUAUAAGGCAGAUGCUAAUUAUAAGGCAUUAAGUAAGCAAAUAGUGCCCUGAGCUACUGUAGAAGAAAAAAAUCCCACUAAAGAUAAAAAGGCUUGUGAUUUUAAAGGCCAAAUCAAGUGCUCCACUCAUUUUACCCUCUAAACCCAUUGGAACUAUACUGGGAAUGUGGAUGAAGGUUUUUAUAGUUUUUGGAAACACUGGUCUCUGAACUAUAAUUAGCAAUAAAUAAAAACGACAUGAAACCACUCACCUUGUUACUUGGAGGACUAAAUGUAGAUGUCUUCAUUAUACUUUGUAUGUUCUUAAUAUUUGAAGAGAAGUUUUUGAAUCUGUGCAUUUUAUUUUUUCAAUCUUAUUUUACAAAUUCCUGUUCUAUAAAUAAUAGGGUAUUGUAGAUAGAGAAACUUAAGGCACUUUGCCAUUUGGUAAUGAAAUGAAGGGCAGAAGAUUUAGAAAAAUACAGGUACCCAAACCCACAACAAACCAAAAUUCUAAACUCAUGUCUAAUGUGUCCAGUGGUCAAAGACUUUGUACUGCUGCCAGAAUUGCCAAAUAAUUUUAAUAAAAGUGGAUUUGAACAUAA
Molecule: messenger RNA, 1860 nt
Organism: Orcinus orca (killer whale)
Lineage: Eukaryota; Metazoa; Chordata; Mammalia; Artiodactyla; Delphinidae
Product: cysteine dioxygenase type 1
Exons: 7
Coding region: 218-1156 (312 amino acids)
Biological process (GO): autophagosome assembly; autophagy of mitochondrion; C-terminal protein lipidation
Cellular component (GO): cytoplasm; Atg12-Atg5-Atg16 complex; phagophore assembly site membrane
Molecular function (GO): cysteine dioxygenase activity; ferrous iron binding
Source: RefSeq, a predicted model, not a curated record